This is a messenger RNA of Batrachochytrium dendrobatidis JAM81, 969 nucleotides long. RefSeq lists its product as uncharacterized. The transcript is spliced from 4 exons. Gene Ontology annotation, biological process: NAD transmembrane transport. The annotation marks the transcript as partial. The record is from RefSeq and is a predicted model, not a curated record. Gene Ontology annotation, molecular function: NAD transmembrane transporter activity. NCBI's taxonomy places the organism in Eukaryota, Fungi, Chytridiomycota, Chytridiomycetes, Rhizophydiales.
AACACUAUUGCCGGAGGUGGUGCUGGAUGCGUCUCUUCCGUUAUUACCUGUCCGUUGGAUAUGGUCAAGAUCCGUCUACAAAACCAAGCCAAAGAAUUUCCUGGCCAUCGUAGAUCAGCUUUCAUUACUUUUGAUAGGAUUUGGAAAUCUGAAGGUUUGCGCGGUUUAUAUCGAGGCGUUGGUGUCACUGCUGCUGGAUACCUGCCUACUUGGGCCAUUUAUUUUUCAUCGUAUGAGUGGUCAAAAAAUAGACUCAUUGAGGAAUUUGGCACCACAAAAGAAACGACUUUUGUACAUGUUUUAUCUGCUUUUCAUGCUGGUCUGUUGAGCACAUGCAUAACUAAUCCUAUUUGGGUUGUGAGAGCACGAAUCAUGACUCAACCAGCCACAUCAGAGCCUGGUGCUCUUUAUCACUAUCGAUCGACCUUUGAUGGGCUGACUACAAUAGCCAAAAAGGAAGGAUGGAAAGCACUUUAUAAGGGACUGGGUCCGUCAUUGAUUGGAGUUAGCCAUGUUGUUAUUCAAUUUCCUCUUUAUGAACGAUUGAAAUUGAGUUUACAAGGUAAAAUUACAUAUUCACAUGGAAAUGUUGGUGGCUACGAAAUUCUUUUUGCAUCUGCAAUUUCAAAGAUGAUUGCUUCAACUAUUACAUAUCCACAUGAAGUAGUUCGUACUCGCUUCCAAACACAAAUGAUUCUUAACAAUCAAGCAAUUCCAGGUCAAGUCUCGUCACAGCUCACUCAUCCAAUCGAUCCUUCUAUUGUCCAGAAAACUUUAAUUUUGCCAAAAUACAGAGGCAUUAUACAAUCUGUAAACACUAUAUUAAAAGAAGAGGGAUGGCGCGGAUUCUACAAAGGGUUUUUUACUGGGCUUGUUCGAACAGUUCCAGCAUCUGCACUAACCAUUCUUACAUUUGAAAUUUUAUCUGGCUCGCUUGAGCAACUGGCCGUUGUAAAUGAAACAGGAUAA